AUGUCGGCCACUCCUUUCCAUCUCGACUCAGCUUGUCUACCUCUUGAUCGACUUGCAGCUUUUGAACGAAACAUCCUUGAUGGCAUUCAGGAUUUGUUGUUGGUGCUCGCACCCGACGGUCGUGUACUUCACGCAUCCCAGAUGUGUCUUGCGCUAACGAGCCUCACCCCCGAACAUUUCGUUGGAAACCACAUUGCCACAUUCAUGCAUUACGACGAUCUGCCUGUCUUUCUCGAAGAGUUCAAAGCAAGCUCACUCUCAGGACAGCCAUGGAGAUUUCAGCACCGUCUCCGCAAGGCAGACGAUACAUUCGCCGUCUUCGAGUCAGCUUUUAGCCCAUUCCUCGAUACCUCGGCAGCCCAGACAGCAGGGUUUCACGGUCUUCACAAAUGCGUAAUGACUGUACGGCCUUAUUCUCACCCCUCGGCGGUCUUGUUGGAUUCAUAUCUGGAGCACAUCACGACGCAAGCUCGUCUCAUCCAACAACUCGAGGACUUGCGGUCAGAAGCAGAGAUUCUCGAAGAUGACGAUGACGACGAAGAUAAGGUCAUCCUGAAUUCCGCCAUGGACAACGAUCGUGCUCUCUCGGACCGCGCAGUGUCGAAGCUCCAGAGGACGUCCGGCGCGGGAGAUAUCGGAAUCCAAAUCACCGUCUCACGUCUGGAAACGAUCAGAAAGACAGGAUCGUGGGCAGCCAAACCAUGCGUAGCGAAGAGACGGAAAAAUGCAAAGCCCUGCGACCAUAUCUGCGUUCAGUGCGGGACAAAAGACUCUCCAGAAUGGCGUACGGGAUCUCGCGGCAAGAAGACCUUGUGCAAUGCCUGUGGACAAUGUGUCAGUCAGCCGUGA
This is a messenger RNA of Aureobasidium namibiae CBS 147.97, 849 nucleotides long. RefSeq lists its product as uncharacterized. Gene Ontology annotation, molecular function: sequence-specific DNA binding; zinc ion binding; protein binding. Gene Ontology annotation, biological process: regulation of DNA-templated transcription. The coding region runs from base 1 to 849 and encodes 282 amino acids. The transcript is spliced from 4 exons. Lineage: Eukaryota; Fungi; Ascomycota; Dothideomycetes; Dothideales; Saccotheciaceae. The record is from RefSeq and is a predicted model, not a curated record.